Prosopis cineraria is the source of this 1956-nucleotide messenger RNA. RefSeq lists its product as uncharacterized. Bases 1 to 1956 code for a protein of 651 amino acids. Gene Ontology annotation, molecular function: RNA-DNA hybrid ribonuclease activity; nucleic acid binding. The transcript has 5 exons. The record is from RefSeq and is a predicted model, not a curated record. NCBI's taxonomy places the organism in Eukaryota, Viridiplantae, Streptophyta, Magnoliopsida, Fabales, Fabaceae.
AUGAACAAAGCAUAUGAUAGAGUAGAAUGGGAUUUCGUGGACGCUGUGAUGUUGAAGAUGGGUUUUUCUAAGCUGUGGGUUAAGUGGCUUAUGAAGUGCAUCUCUUCUGUGAGAUUUAAUCUAUUGGUUUCUGGCAGGAAUGUGGAUUGUUUUGAACCAAAAAGGGGUGUAAGACAAGGUGAUCCACUUUCACCUUAUCUUUUUAUAGUUGCUGUUGAAGAAUUGUCCUUAAUGGUUCAAUAUCAUGUUGUGAGGAAGGAUUUGAAAGGGGUAAAGUUGGCUCAGAAUGCUCCUAUGGUUUUUCAUUGUCUCUUUGCAGAUGAUACUUUGUUCUUUAUGAAUGGUAGUAGAGAGAAUUGCUUGCAUGUUAGAGAUGAAAUGGAAGAGGUGCUUGGUAUUAAUUCUAAAGAUCAACCAGGGAAAUAUCUUGGUCUACCAGUAAUACUUGGUAGAUCAAAAGCAAGUGCCUCAAUUUUUGUUAGAGAUAAGAUUGGUCAAAAACUACAAGAGUGGAAGCAAAAGAUGCUUACUUUUGCUAAUGAAGAGAUAUUGAUAAAAACAAUAGCAAAUGCAAUACCUACUUAUCCUAUGUCUUGCUUUUCAUUUCCUUUGAAAGCUUGUAAAGAGAUAGAUAGGUUGGUUUCAAUUUUUUGGUGGGAAGGGGGAGAAGGAGGUGGUGGUUUGCAUUGGAAAAGGUGGGAUGCUAUCACUGAGUCCAAAUCUGAUGGGGGAAUGGGAUUCAGAGAUUUGAAAUGUUUUAACAGGGCUUUGCUUACAAAAUCAGCUUGGAGGUUAAUUCAAAAUCCUGAUGAUCUUUGGUGCAGAAUUUUGAAAGGUAAAUACUUCCCUAAUUGUGAUUUUUUGCAAGCUAAAAAAGAUGGUCGUGCUUCUUGGUGUUGGUCUAGCCUCCUUGAAGGAAGGGAUUUGCUAUUGAAGGGGAUUUGUUGGAAGGUGGGGAAUGGUCUAAGUGUGAGAGUUUGGGAUAGUUGCAAGAUUCUUGAUCUUCCAGGCCAUAAAUUGCAAGCUGUUCCUAGAAAUGAUGCUCAGAAGAAGUUGUUGGAUGGAAUCUAUACUGUGAAAUCUGGUUACAAAAUGGACAGGAAGAAGGGGGAUGUGAGAAUGCUGAGUAAGCCUAGCACUUCUUUUCUAAUUUCUAGGAAGAUAUGGUCUGGUUUAUGGAAGAUUAAUGUUGCUCCGAAAAUUCAACAUUUUUUAUGGAGAAUGAUUAGUGGGGUUGUGGCUGUUAAAGUUGCUCUUUUUAGAAGGAAAUGUUCUAGGGAUUCUAUAUGCCCUGUCUGUGGUGAGCAUGAUGAGACUUUAGAGCAUUUAUUGUUUUUAUGCCCUUGGACUACUAAAUGUUGGUUUGGUUGUUGUCUUGGUUUACGGUUUAGUGACAAGGGAGUGAUAAGGGUUGAACAAUGGAGGAUUGCUGGUGUAAGUGGGAUCUGUAGGGAUGAGUUUGGCAAUGCUGUUGGAUGUUUUGGGAGGUCUGUGGAUGCUGUUUCACCUUUUAUGACUAAAGGAUUGGCAUUGAAAGAGGCUAUGGAGGCUAUGGAGUUGAGUUUCAGAUUUGAUGCAACCCAUAUCUGCUUUGAGUUGGAUUGUGAAGAUUUAUUUAGAAGAGUUAUGAAGGACUCUAUUGCUGGUUGUGAAUGGCAAUGUGUGGAUUUAUUAAAGGAGAUUAUCUGUCAUAAACAUUCUUUGCAAAACAUUUCAUUCUCUCUGGUGGCAAGACAAGGAAAUGAAGCUGUUGAUGUUCUUGCAGCUCUUGGUGCAAACGGGAUGAUGAAGCCUGGUUGGCUUUGUGAUAUUCCAUCCUCUGUUGUUGCUGUGUUAUGCAAGGAUGUUGAUGCCAUUUUAUCUCAGGACAGUGAUGCUCAAUGUUUUGAUAAGGAGGGAGGGAAGGAAGAUGCUGGGCUUCGUCGGACUUGGAACCUUGAGAGCUGUCGACGUUAA